Lymnaea stagnalis (great pond snail) is the source of this 847-nucleotide messenger RNA. The record is from the annotation of a GenBank genome assembly. Lineage: Eukaryota; Metazoa; Mollusca; Gastropoda; Lymnaeidae.
GAAGGAAUCAGGUGCAAAGUGUUCCUCACAUACCAAUCCCUCUCUUGACCUUGACCUCAUAGAGAGCAGAUGGCAUCGUCCACUUGACCUUCAACAACUUGGAACUCUACUUUCAGCCAAUAAAAAUGUGAAGACAAGGCUUUUGUUUGGCAAUACAUCAACAGGUCAGUUGGUUUGGUAGCACACCUUAACAGGUCAGUUGGUAUUUUAGCACACCUUUACAGGUCAGUUGGUUUGGUAGCACACCUUAACUGGUCAGUUGGUUUGAUAGCACACCUUAACUGGUCAGUUGGUUUGAUAGCACACCUUAACAGGUCAGUUGGCUUGGUAGCACAUCAAAAGGUCAGUCGGUGACUCGCUUAAAGAAAUAUGCAUGAUUGAAUUAACUGUGAAAAACCAGAUGAGUGAUUUUUGUUUACAUAAUCUUCAUAAAAGACACUUCAGCCCAGGUAAGGCUGUGUCCUGCUCCACUUCAUCGUUUCAGAAUGUUCCAUGGAUUUUGUCUCCCAGUGUGAAACUCCAGAUGAUGUAAACUCAUUUGUUUAGAUAAACCAAUAAAAAUUCUGCACAAAACAACAAGAAUAAAAACAAUUAACAAUAACAAUUCUUUAGGUAACAGAGAAGAUCACUAAAAAUGCAAUAUCACUUCAGCCAAGUAAUUUUUGCUGCAUAGGCAAUGGUUUAAGUUUUUUGUUUAUAAAUUAUUAGUAGCCUUUGAAGAUAAAAUGAAAAAGAAACCAAAUUUUCAAAUAGCAUUUUUGUUACUACACAGGUAUUUUCAAAAAUGAGGGGCCCUAUGAUUUGUAUAUUGACCUCCAUGGGGUUAAAGAACUUUACCAGUUUACCG